CAACGGUCAAAUUUUCAAUUUAGAGCUUGGAUUUCAAAAAAAAUUUUUCCGAAACGCCUCUUUUUAACUUUCUGAGCUCUAAUUAAAUAAUCAUAAAACUUCCAAAAAAAAUCAUCUCUUUUCGAAAAUAAAAAUCUGUCUCCUGCCCAUUUUAUCACCUAUACUCCAAUCAGAUCAGGAUCACAGGAAGAACCGUCUCACCCCAUCUUUCCAGUCUCUCAUUCUCUCCCAUCACUGAAGAAGAAGCGAGCUCUAAAAAGCAAUGGAAGAUGCCAAGAUUCCGGUGUUCUCCGUCCUAAAGAAGGGCGCCGUGCUAAAGAACAUCUUCCUCAACAGCCCUCCUCCUGAAACUGGAAAACCCUUAUCUCCAUCACGAGAUAACGAUCCCAUACUGAUGGGCCGGCACCCGGACUGCGACAUCGUCGUCGAUCACCCGAGCAUCAGCCGUUUCCAUGUCGAGGUUCGCCCGAAAUCUUCACUGCAGAAACUCUUUGUGACAGAUCGCUCGUCAGUUCACGGGACUUGGGUGUCAGGUAAGAAGAUUCAGCCCAACAUCCCUAUUGAAUUGAUCGAAGGAGAUAGUCUUCGGCUUGGGGCUUCGACGAGGAUUUAUCGACUCUAUUGGAUGCCAUUGAGCCAGGCGUUUGAGAUGAACAAGCCGAUGUCACCAUUGAUUGAAGAGGCUUCAGAUUUCAUGGAUAAUGACGAAGUAUUUCAGGAUGAGAAUUUGAAUGAAGUAGGUGUAAGCAAUAUAAUACCAUCUGCUCCUCCUAUGAUGGCUUCAUCUCCUGGGAAGGUCUUUUCUCUGGAUUUGGAAAAAGGAGACCAGAUCUUGAUAAGCCAAGAGAUGUUAGAGCAGAACUCAUGCUAUACUUCUAUGGUUCCUUUUUUAGAAUCUAUGGGCACUUCGUGGCCCUUAAAGGAGGAGAUUGGAGCCAAGAAUAUUUUUCCUAAUGAGAUGCAGCCUGAAGGAGAAGGGCCGAGCCCAUUCAGAUCUGAUAAGAUAGUUAAAUCAUCAAGUCUUUUGUCAAGGAGGAACAAGUCCAUUAGCUUUCUUCAAAUUGAGAACACGAGCGAAGAAAUCAGGAGUGAGAUUAGAAAAAUUAAAGAAGAUUUGGGCAUUGAGGAACAGAUGGCUGGAGCUUUUGCUGGUGGGAGUGGAGAGGAGGAGAUCCACUUGGUUCUCUUAGCUGAAGGUAAUGUGAAAGAGGAGGAAGAAGAGUCCUUUAUUUCAGACAAGGCAAAUAUGACUCCAGGAGACUCUAUUGGCUCCAAGUUACCGAAGGGCAACCAAAAGAUUGAGAGAUCACCGUUGAGUUCCUUCAACUUAUUCCAUAAAAAAGAUUUGGGUGUGAGUGGAAAUGGAGAGGAGAUUCCCUCAGUUUUGGUGGCUGAAGGUGACGUGAAAGAGGAAGAAGAAGCGACAUGUUCUUUAGAUGACAAGAAAACUACUCUAAUAAACUCUAUUGGCUCUGAAGUACUGAAAAGCAACAUAGAAUUGAAUAGCUCAUUGUUGAUUUCCUUAAACAUAUCAGAUAAACAUGAUUUAGAGAUAGAGGAACAGAAAGUUGAAACUUCUGCAAGAGGAAAAGGAGUGGAGAAAAUCCCCACAUUUUUCAUAGGUGCAGAUCAUGUGAAAGAAGAAGAAGAGACGCUUGUCUCAGACAAGGAUAGCAUUACUCUAGUAAACUUUAUUGGCUCCAAGAUAUUGAGAAGCAACAGUGAGAGUGAGACAUCACCACUGAGUUCCUUGAGCACAUUUAAUCUGGAAGAACAUCCUUCUAAUUCAGACAAAAGGAAUCCAACAUCUGUAGCAACAGAGCAUUCUAAUUCAACUAAACUCAAGUCAAGAAGUCGUUUGAUGAAGGAGAAUGGAGAAUCACCCUUAUCAGGUGCCAAAAGCUUGGAGAGUGUAUUCUCUCCAGGAAGAAAGUUGCAAAGAAGCCUAUUUAAAGCAGUGCGAUCUCCUCUAGGUCAAAAGAAAAAUUUGAAUUUGGAAGAUGAUAGAUUCCUUUCAGAUAAAGAGAACUGGACUCCUAAAGUUCCCAAUUCUUUGAAGUCGGGGAAAGCCUUUACUAGAGAUAUCCUGAACGCUGAAAGUGAAGAAAACGAAACAUUUGCAUCAGAUAAAGAGAAUCUAACACCACAAAGCUCAAUAGCCAUUAAAUCAAAGAAUGCAGCCUCACAAAACCAUGGGAAAAAGGAAGGAGAAAGUACGAGGAAAAAGAAAGAAAGAAUCCCAUUUCAGCCUCUAUUUGUGAGCUCUCCUUUGCGAAAUAGCAGUCCUGCGAGCUAUGCGGAAGGUCUAGAUGAAACAUUCGGCAACAAUGGUGUUAUCCAUAAUUUAGAUGCGGAAGCACCUGAAAGCAAACAAAAGAAAGAGCUGCCGCAGGUGUCAGGAAGAGAGAAAAAGAAAUGGUAUAUUGUGGUGGAUGUUGGCUGCUUCCUCAUUGAAGAAUCCAGAAAAUCACUCCAACUUUUAGAAGGUAUCAGAGGGACCCAACUAAUAAUUCCAAGGAUAGUUAUUAGGGAGCUCGACCACCUCAAAAGAUGCCAAGGCAUACUAAGUAGAGGGACAAAGGCUUCUUCAGUUUUGCAAUGGAUAGAAGAGAGCAUGAUGAAAACUAGUUGGUGGAUUCAUGUUCAGAGCUCAUCAGAGACUUUCGCUGCCGCACCAACACCCCCCGCAACUCCAAGAUCACAGCUUUAUGAUGGAAGCUCGGGAUUUAGCACCGCUACUUCAUCAAACUUCUAUGGUUUCUCCACAUGCGGAAGCUUUAUGGAGAUUGUUUCCCCAACAGCAGAAGACCACAUCCUUGACUGUGCUCUUCUGUUCAAGAAAAUGAAAGAUGAUGGCGAGUUAAUGCUGCUAACUAGUAGUACCACACUGAGGAUCAAAGCCAUGGCUGAGGGAUUGUUGUGUGAGACACCCAAGGAAUUUAGAGAGAGCCUCGUGAAUCCAUUGUCAAAGAGAUUUCUGUGGGCAGAUAGUUGUAGUCCAAGAGGAUCAACUUGGUCUUGCUUAGAAGAAGUUGGUCUGUUUGAAAAUGGUCAUCAACAAUUUACGUCUGCAAGAAUGGCUAAAGUAGAAGGAAAUGUUAAGGGAUUGAAGCUCGUUCUUCUGCACGGUAACCCUCAUUGUGGAAUGACCAACUUGGUCUCAUGAACAACUGAGAUGUCUUUAAGCUUUACAGUAUUAUAUCUUACAAACCAUUUUUUGUUUUCUGUUGUGUUGAACAUGUGCUGUUCUGCUAUUAACGAUUAGAGAUUCUAUGAUUUCUUCAGUUCAA
Molecule: messenger RNA, 3290 nt
Organism: Phalaenopsis equestris
Lineage: Eukaryota; Viridiplantae; Streptophyta; Magnoliopsida; Asparagales; Orchidaceae
Product: FHA domain-containing protein PS1
Exons: 6
Coding region: 263-3166 (967 amino acids)
Cellular component (GO): nuclear membrane
Molecular function (GO): protein binding
Source: RefSeq, a predicted model, not a curated record